Molecule: messenger RNA, 735 nt
Organism: Penicillium odoratum
Lineage: Eukaryota; Fungi; Ascomycota; Eurotiomycetes; Eurotiales; Aspergillaceae
Product: putative GPI anchored glycoprotein
Exons: 3
Coding region: 1-735 (244 amino acids)
Source: RefSeq, a predicted model, not a curated record
AUGCGUUUCUACACUGUCGCUCUUUUGACUGGUGCCACUGCGGCCACUGCUGGUAGCACUGCCAACCUUUUGCUUCCUGGCUUCCAGGGUCGUGAUAUGCAAGCUGGUGUUUUGGGUCAGGACGGCGAUGCGACCACCUACCUGAUCACCUGCCCUACCAGCGUGGCUUCCUCCGCCUGUGGUAUCCCCGGCAAGGGCAUGACGGCAAUCUCGGCUCCCAGCUCCGCCCAACUGAUCAACACCAACGGCGCAAACACCGCCUCCCUCUCUUGCAAUGUCGCCGGAACCACCUACGCCUCCUGCUUCGCGCAAGAAGGAACCGUAACCGUGCACCAAACCCUCGCCGCCAGCAACAUCAACUGGAUGGCCGUGACAGUCACCGGCCCCUGCUCAACCAGCACGCCCACUCCAACUCCUACUCAAACUCCAACCUCAACCCCGACCUCGACCUCGACCUCGACCUCGACCUCGACCCACUCUUCAACUUCAACCGUCACUCCAUCUUCAGCUUCAACCUCCUUCCCGGCCUCAACCCCCAAGAAGUCGCCUUCCAAGUCCGCUUCUCGCAUGCCUAGCUCUACUCCCCUGAUCACCGGUGCCCCUACCGCUACAGCUGCAAACCCUGUUCCCACUACCGCCGCUCCAUCAACCCCCGUUACAGGCGGCGCUGCCUCUAUCGCCCGUAACGGUUGGGUCCUCGGUGGUGCCUUGGCACUUGCCUACGCACUCGUGUAA